AUGAUGAAAAUGUUACCUUUUUUCCAAAGUGGUCCUAUUGGAAUACGCAAUGGAUCAGAGGGUUGCAUUGGUGCAAACACACAGCUUGAAAACCCUUUGACAUCAGUAGCUGAGCAGGUCCCUGCGUGUCCUGAACCUUCUGGAGAUGCGAACUGGUCCAGAGACCAGGAGAAGAUGAAAAGUGAAAGGCCAGAGGCAGCCUGCAGACCCUCACGUGCAUCUUCCAUCACGAGCAAUGGGAGCUGCACCUCUGCUGGGGACAGCCCUGAAAAGGGGAAGAAAGGAAUAAAGGGAAUGCUUACAAGUGCACUUAAGAAGAUGAAAAAGACCAAGCCACCCAGUGUCAAACAAAUCAUGGAUCUCCUUGAAGAGCAAAGGCUUUGCGAUGCUGCUCAGCAUCUGAUUGUCCUGGAGAAGAGCCUGUCUAGCAAAAGUGAGGAGGGACUGAACACCAGCCAGCAAGACAUCGAGUCCGUCUAUGAAGUUCUGAAGCACAAAGUCUUCAGCAUCUUGAAAGACUCCCUACUGCUAGCAAAAACAAACCCAGAACUGCUGCAGCAGGCAGUAGAUGCGCUGAAAGAGCAGGAGAAAGAAGAUCAGAACUACACGUUGGAGAAUCCACCUGACCAAAACAUGCAAUUUAGACCUAGAAAAUGGAAAGAGCUUUGGAUGGCUACAAUAAAGGAGUCGGUAGAGACUCGAAUGAAAGACACAAGCCGUACUCCUAGAACUGAGAACCUCUCUGCAGUUGGACAGAACCUCCUGCACAUGGGGAAGACAAUGAAAGAAGAUUUGACAGUAGUUGUAAAGUACAUUAAACAGCUUUAUCCUCCUGAGUUUAAUGUGUUCAGCACAUAUGCAGAACUCUACCACAAUUAUUUUGCCUCCCAGGUGAAGAAAAAUGCUGAGUCUCAUCUGGAAGACAAGGAUAUUUACCUCCUCCUCUCAUGGGUGCACAACAUUUAUCCAAAAGAUAUGAGAAAAGAUCAUGUUUUAGCAGAAGAGUUGGAAAAAGUUAAGCUUGGAAGUCUUUUGCCAUCAAGUCUGAGCAAAGAGCUUGAAAAGAAAUACCUUGACAGUGAAGAGGCUACUGUCAAAAAUUCACUGAGCAAAUGUUUAGAUAAAGAAAUCCAAAGAUGGAAAGAAGACAAAGAACCAGAGAAACUAAACGGACAUUUUCAGAGUGAACUACUAGCAAUAUUUGUUAUCCAGAGUGUCUACAGCGGCCAGAAGCGAGCCAAGGACAUCAGCAUGGCAGUGGGCGAGGAGCUGUCGCAUCGCCUGUCGAGGGAGCUGCCUGCCUUCCUGAAAAGCUACAAGGAUGCUUUUGAAGACUUUAAGGAGAAAAGCAAGAAGCACAGAUACUACAAGCCUAUACUGAUUGCAAAUAUCAACAACUGCUGGAAUUUUAGAGACUACGCAGAGAAAAACAUGGCAGAAAAGGAUGACAAUAAAGCCAGUAUCCUCAGCACUCUCAGUGACAUUGAAAACAGUGGCUUUGACGUGCUGCUUCAACAGCUGUUUGCCCAGCUGAAGCCAAUUUAUAAGAAGUUUACAGAAAAUAAGUGGGACUCCAGCAAUGAAAUUAUGAACGAGAUCAUUAAAACCACGAGCACACACCUUUCAGACUUUCGGACCCUAAAGGACCCUUUCUACCACGCUAUCGUUGAGAAGAUCCAUGCCCGUUUGGUUAAAGAUUACAUCGUGAGGCUGCUGAAGAGGAAAGUCAGCCUGAAAACUCCAGCACAACAGCAAAACCUGGCCCAACAGAUCUCCAAGAACGCUGCCGACCUGGAAGCCUUCUGCACCAGCAAUGGGUCUCAAGCCAUGUGGCUGAAUUCGGCGCUCCCCAAACUGGCUGAAAUAAUCCGACUUCAGGAUUUAGGUGCUAUUAAAAUUGAAGUUGCAACACUCGCCACGACAUACCCAGAUAUCCGCAAAAGGCACCUGGAAGCGUUCCUGUACAUCAAAGCCAAUUUGUCACGCAGCGAACUCAAAAGCAUCCUAGGCUACUUGGCAGACAGUGCAGCAUCCACGUCGCCCGGGGCCCCGCUCUUCUCCAACAUAAAUGUGUCCUAG
Molecule: messenger RNA, 2079 nt
Organism: Nipponia nippon (crested ibis)
Lineage: Eukaryota; Metazoa; Chordata; Aves; Pelecaniformes; Threskiornithidae
Source: RefSeq, a predicted model, not a curated record